Messenger RNA from Osmia bicornis bicornis, 2950 nucleotides. RefSeq lists its product as uncharacterized. The coding region runs from base 1076 to 2815 and encodes 579 amino acids. NCBI's taxonomy places the organism in Eukaryota, Metazoa, Arthropoda, Insecta, Hymenoptera, Megachilidae. The record is from RefSeq and is a predicted model, not a curated record. The transcript has 2 exons.
AAUCACUAUAGUUUUACGUUAUUUUCAAAUUAUUCAUAUCAGGUUCAAUGAUAAGAAAUAAAAAUUUGGAUAUUCAAUUUAGUUUCAAUCAAUAUGUAUUCGUUCAUGUAUAAUGUGAUGUUUCAUAUUUAAAUAAAAACAGCUAAUGAUUACUUCAAUGAGUGUCCGUGAUGAACCUUGAAAUCAAUUUAUAAAAUUUGUUAAAAUAUAAAGACGGUAAUAGACGUGACACAUUGAAUUACACGAAGGUCUUGCAAUCAUCGUGAUUAAUAAAAUCAUCAUAAUUAUACGUGUAAUGCAUCGUCAAGGAUCAUUUGUAGGUUUCUAGAUAAUGAUCAGUAAAAUUUGCAUUAAACGCGUAAAUUACCAAUAAGUGGAAGAUGUCAGACUUAAUUUAAUAUGCCGCCUGCAUACUGCAGGUGAACGAUUCGUUAAUGAAAGAAACCUUCGACUUUAUUGAUACAAUUCCCGUUGAGAAAAAUGAAUAAUGUUUGUUCGUUGCACUGUAUUCUCAAUUAAAUAUUGUAAAAUGUAAGAAAAUUUCACAACGAUUUCCUGAAAAUUAUUAUAAGUUAUUUUCUAGCACACAGUUGGACAAUUAACUACCACAGCACAUAUUUAUUAUUCAUCUUUUAUCUGAUAAAGACCAUCGCGUUAUUUAAGGCUGUAUACUUAGUAUCGCGCAACUUGCAAUAAUUAAUAACAUUGCCACACGUGCUGAGUAAAUUUUCAUCGAAUAAUAUAUAAUGUACCAAAGAAAACAAAACGAAAAAUUUAUACAGAAAUAGGAGAACAAAUGCAACGAACACCUUUUUAAUCAAUGAAUAAAGUAAAGUGCUUUUACUGUUUUAUAAUAACAACACAUUUUAACUUGUUUUAUCGGUCUGAUAUAAUUUGUAUGCAUUACACGAUUGUUACAUAGUAGGAGAAAAUUGAAAGUAUAAAUGAAUUGCAUUCAGUUGCAUGCAAGUAUUCAGCUUGCACUUUUGUCUUGUGCAAGCUCGACAUAUUUAGUUUUUUUGAAUUGAAGAAUCAUCAAACUAUUUAAGAAAAUUAUUCGAUGAAAACUGUUACCAUGUUGCCAAUGUUCCUUUUGGCGAUACAUCAAAUGCGUUAUUCGGAAUAUCUAACGACUAUUAAUCAACCGAUUCAACAACUCCUUAAUACAACAAAGUUCUCAGAUGUGCAUCUGAUUGUUCACGAUCCUUACAAAAACAAAUCUGAAGUAAUUGAUGGGAUAUACAAGACAGUAGCUGAAAUUCUACCAACGACAUACAUUUUUUUAAAUAAUUCAAUUCCUGCAAAAUUACCGUCUAUUUAUGCAUCUCAGAAGACUCUAUUGAUAUUUAUUUACUUCGCUAAUAAUUGUCCAAAUUUGCAACGAUCAAAAAAUAUUAUUGACACAAUUACUUCGAACAACAAUACUGCAAAAGUUUUGUUGAUGACUGUAUUAGAAGAAGAAAAUUGCAAUUUUCUAUCAUUUUUGGAGCAAAUGUGGAAGAACCAUAUUUUGGAUGUGAUGAUCUUAGAGGUACCAAAAUUCAAAGAAGAUCAAACUGCUAUAAUGAUCCAUCAAUACAAUCCAUUUUCAAAAAUUUAUGAUCGACAACCGUACACAUCAAGUGUAGAAUGGUUUCCCAAUAAAUUGAAGAAUCUCUAUGGCUAUGAACUAAAGGGCUCCGUGUUUUCCCCACCAAGUAUUUUGAAACAGCAAACAGAUUCUGGAGGAGAUAUAAUUAUUGAUGGUCCUGACGCAAAGAUUUGGGACGGGAUUGUUCAAGCUUCAAACGCCACUCCAAAAUUAUUUCUUAUUAAACCCAAAUCGUUUGCCGAAUUUCAUGUAUUGAUGAAAAACAACGACACUGAUAUAUUGAUGGCAUUAAUAGCUUAUUUCAAGGAUCCGAAUUUUGCAUCACUUGAUAUUACUGUGCCUCUCUCUUUUGAAAGAUGGUGCCCAGUGGUACCAAUUGUUCGUGAGUUUAAAACAUUUGUAACGAGAGCUGUUAUUGGUAUAGCUAUAAAUUGCAGUGUGAUUUUAAUUGCUUGGAGAAUAUCAGUUAUCCUAAAAUUUGAUCAGAAAUCCUGGCGACUAUUGAAAAUCUUUGGUACAUUGAUUGAUACAUCUGUGUCUAUGGAACCAAAAAGAUUAAUUGAGAAAAUUAUGAUUCUGGGUCUUAUUUUUGUGUCAGCUAUUGGUUCUAGUCAGUUAUACGCUAAUCUGACUUCUAACAGUUUUCAAGAACCGUCUCAAAGAGUUUGUAAGGAUUUUAAAGAGUUGAAUAAUUCUGGAUUGGUUCCUCUUAUCUUUUCACCGUUAUUCAAUGUAACUGUCUUUAAUGAUGAUCCGUAUUUCGCUGCACUAAACAAGAAAGCGAUGUUCCCGAAAUCUUUAAAUUAUUGCACUGAUCUUCUAGUGAAAUAUAAAAAUGUUACUUGUUUUGGGCGAUACAAAGCAGCCGAGGAAAUUAUUCAUUCUUACUUACGUAGAGGUGAAAACGUAAUGACCAUCUGUGAGAAUCUCUGUUACGCUACAACACCGGUUGGAUAUUUCAUGCGAAAGAAUUCAGUAUACACUGACCGAAUUAACGAGAUUCUGAUACGUUUACAAGCCUCAGGCCUUUUUGAAAAAUGGUUCACGAAACAGACGAAAAAAUAUUCAUUAACGAAAACGCACUUUAUUGAUGUUGAUGAGCAGACGGAAUCAUCAUUACCGUUUAAUCUGAUUCUUAUAGUAGGCUGCGGAUGUUUACUUUCUUUCUUGGUAUUUUGUGCUGAGAUAAUAAUCAAUGGUAUUGAAAAAAAUAAGCAAAAAUAAUGAGUAUUUGCACAAUUAAAUGUAAGAAGCAUUGCAUGGUUUUCAUUGUUCACUGCACGAAUCUUUUGCUUAGGGACAUUCAAACAAUCUAAUAUUAGAAGCAUAGGAUUUAAUGAUCUUGUACUUUAGUUGAGU